UAUCUCUAUGAUUUAUUUAUAUAUAUAUAUAAUAUAUACAUGUUAUACAUAUUUGAUCUCCCUUCUCUUCUCUUCUCUUUCUAAAUCCCAGAUUCCUGCUCCUACACUCACUUCCACACCGCCCUGAAAACCAUCAUUGUUUUCCGCAGCGGGCGGUUUUCCAUUUUCCAAGCAAGGUUUUUAACGCCCUCACCAAUCCAGAGGCGGUUUCCAGCUACCUGGUUUUCUUCCCGGAUUACCGCCGGUUUUUCUUUCAAAAGAAUUUGUUUUCAGCCCAAUUUCAUGCGGCGUUACAACAGCUGAGCCAUGGGCUGCGUUCUGGGGACGAGGUCUGGCAGCGGUACGUCCGGAGCUACUCGCACUAGCCGGAACGUCGACGGGAUUUCCUUCGCCGAGAGAGAGGCUGUUAGGUCUCGGAAGGACGGCGCGAGGAAUCGCCACGCCGGCGAUGUUCCGGCUCCGGACCGGCUUCAGCCGAGGCUGGACUACGGCUUCAGGAUCACCACCGGCCAAGGCUGGCCGUCGUGGCUCUGCGACGUCGUCGGCGACGCCAUCAAGGACUGGACGCCGCGCCGCGCCAAUACCUUCGAGAAAUUGGCUAAGAUUGGGCAAGGGACAUAUAGCAAUGUAUAUAAAGCUAAGGAUUUGAUUACGGGGAAGAUUGUGGCUCUGAAGAAGGUUCGGUUUGAUAAUUUAGAGCCAGAGAGUGUGAAGUUCAUGGCAAGGGAGAUACUUGUUCUGAGAAAGCUUGAUCAUCCUAAUGUAAUAAAGCUUGAAGGCUUGGUUACUUCAAGAAUGUCCUCAAGUCUUUACCUCGUAUUUGAGUACAUGGAGCAUGAUCUCUCCGGCCUCGCCGCCGUCCAAGGGGUGAAGUUCACGGAGCCACAGGUUAAAUGUUAUAUGAAGCAAUUGUUGUCUGGGCUUGAGCAUUGCCACAAAAAUGGUGUAUUACACCGUGAUAUCAAAGGUUCCAAUUUGCUUAUUGAUAAUGAAGGGAUCCUAAAAAUAGCUGAUUUUGGAUUAGCAUCUUUCUAUGAUCCUGAGAGUAAGCAACCAAUGACUAGUCGUGUAGUCACCCUUUGGUACCGUCCCCCAGAAUUACUUCUUGGAGCCACUUAUUAUGGUGUUGGUGUUGAUUUGUGGAGUGCUGGCUGCAUCUUGGCAGAGUUACUAGCUGGAAAACCAAUAAUGCCUGGACGAACAGAGGUUGAGCAGCUGCACAAAAUAUUUAAGUUAUGUGGCUCACCAUCUGAGGAGUAUUGGAAGAAAUCGAAGUUGCCAAAUGCAACACUUUUCAAGCCGCAGCAGCCAUACAAGCGUUGCAUUUUGGAAACCUUCAAAAAUUUUCCUCCUCCAUCUCUUCCUCUUAUUGAAACCCUUCUUGCAAUUGACCCAGACAAACGAGGCUCUGCCACUGCAGCACUAAAUAGUGAAUUCUUUGCAACUGAACCUUAUGCUUGUGAGCCAACAAAUUUACCAAAAUAUCCUCCCAGUAAAGAAAUGGAUGUAAAACUGAGAGAUGAAGAAGCAAGAAGGCAAAGAGGUUUGAGCAGGAAAGCUAAUGUAGUCGACAGUAAUAAAAGAGUGAGAACACGAGACCGGGGUGGCCGGGCAAUUCCGGCUCCAGAAGCCAAUGCCGAACUCCAGCCAAACUUGGAGCGAUGGAGAGUUCUGACAGAAGCAAAUGCUAAGAGCAAGAGCGAAAAAUUCCCCCCUCCCCAUCAGGAUGGACUAGUUGGACACCCUAUGGACAAACCGCAUAAUGGCCCUGUGUCAUUUGGCCCAUCAGACAUAUCUUUUACCUCAUCAAUUUUUGAGUCGAAGUCAUCGGAUUCCGUCGGUAAUACUGCGGCCACAGGCGGGCCUCCCAGGAAGAAGAGGACCACCAAAAAUGAGGGGCUGCAGAAGGCUCCAUCUCAAAGAUUUAUCCGCGCCUUCCUCCCAUCCUCGGUUGGACUAUCAAUGGGUUUUCGACUAACAGGUAAAGGACCAGUUUCGGAAGCUUUCCACAGCAGAAGGUAGAGAAAGUGUUGGAGGUUGAAAUUUUGGAAUAGGUGAUCUCAUCUUCCCUUGUUUUCCAAAUGGAUUUUUUUGCCCAUUAUUGCCCCCAUUUAUUGAGCUUUAUAUAAAGCAAACAUUGGGUGCAUAAUCUCCAUAAGGAGGACAAAACUUGACAGGACUCUUUAUUAGUGUAUAAUCACAAAACCAAAUCCACUCUGUUGUACAGCUCUUGAAAGUUGGAAGUUAGCCCUAGUUACCAUUCUAUUGAAAAUUUCCUUUUGCCGGGUUUACCA
Molecule: messenger RNA, 2294 nt
Organism: Diospyros lotus (date-plum)
Lineage: Eukaryota; Viridiplantae; Streptophyta; Magnoliopsida; Ericales; Ebenaceae
Product: probable serine/threonine-protein kinase At1g54610
Exons: 7
Coding region: 307-2022 (571 amino acids)
Biological process (GO): positive regulation of transcription elongation by RNA polymerase II; protein phosphorylation
Cellular component (GO): nucleus; cyclin-dependent protein kinase holoenzyme complex
Molecular function (GO): RNA polymerase II CTD heptapeptide repeat kinase activity; cyclin-dependent protein serine/threonine kinase activity; ATP binding
Source: RefSeq, a predicted model, not a curated record